Molecule: messenger RNA, 1236 nt
Organism: Aureobasidium musti
Lineage: Eukaryota; Fungi; Ascomycota; Dothideomycetes; Dothideales; Saccotheciaceae
Source: the annotation of a GenBank genome assembly
AUGCAUUUCAAUUCGCAUUUUGCCCUGGCGGCAUCCCUCAUCAGCUCAGCUUUGGCAUCGCCGGUCGAUGUCAGCAGCAAGAAGGCUGUGUCAAUUGCAGACAUCAAGGGCAAGAAGACUUUUUCUAUCCAGCAGGUCCUGGCAAAGAAGCAACAGAUGCAAGCUCCUGCAUUAUCGAUGUUGAAGACAUAUGCCAAAUUUUCUGCCUCACCUCCUACUCAGCUCAAAGCUGCUGGUGCAGCCAUCCAAGCAGGAACUGUACAAGCAACCCCAGAGAAUAUGAUGAACUUGAAUUUCGACAGCGGCAGCGCAGAUCUUUGGGUGUAUUCCACAUUACAGCCCAGUGCACAGCAGAAUGGUCACUCAGUAUAUGAUCCCAGCAAGAGUCCGAAUUCACAGCUUCUCGUCGGCAAUACCUGGUCGAUCAAGUAUGGUGACGGCUCAACCGCGAGUGGCAAAGUCUAUGCAGACAAGGUCGUUGUUGGAAGUGUGACGGCGACAUCACAAGCUGUGGAAGCAGCCACAUCAGUAUCGAGUUCGUUCCUUGCUGAUGUCAACAACGACGGUCUCGUUGGUUUGUCAUUCAGCAACAUCAACACCGUCUCACCUAAUCAGCAAAGAACCUUCUUCGACACAGUCAAGAGCUCGCUCGCGUUGCCUCUUUGGACUGCCAACCUCAAGAAAGGAGCUCCUGGAUCCUACGAUUUUGGGUACAUUGACUCUUCAAAGUACUCGGGCAAGAUUACCUACGUCAACGUGAACAGUGCCAGCGGGUUCUGGCAGUUCACCGCUGACGGAUAUCAAAUUGGCUCCUCGUCGACAGUCAGCUCUUCGUUCACUGCCAUUGCCGACACCGGUACCUCGCUCAUGUACCUGCCCUCAAGCACUGUUACUGCAUAUUGGGGUCAGGUCACAGGAGCUGGAUAUGAUAGCAACCAGGGUGGCUACACAUUCCCGUGCAGUUCUGCACUACCUGACUUCAACUUGGUCGUUGGAGGCAACAAAUUCACUGUGCCCGGCAGUUAUAUGAACUACGCUCAGAUUUCGUAUACGACCUGCUUCGGUGGUAUGCAGCAAAACACAGGACUUAGCUUCAGCAUCCUAGGAGACAUUUUCCUGAAAUCACAGUUCAUGGUCUUCUCCGAGGUUAGGGGCCAAGCCACGCUUGGGUUCGCUGCGAUGUACAACGGCACGACAGGCGAAGGCGAUGGCGAUGAGUGGGAGUGCGAGGACUAG